AUGGCAACUAAAACUGCAUUUAAAAAAAUCAGUAUGGGUGAAAGAAAUAAAAUGAAUAGAAAAACACCUAGUGGUGCCGCAAAACGAAAAAUUAACAAAGAAAAAAAAGCAAAGCGUGAAUCUUUAAUAUCAAAGAUUCCCAAAACAGACACAUUUUUAAAAACUCAAAGCAACACAAACUCUACUGUUUUAACUAAUAUUGACAUCAAUACUGCAAGUACCAGUGCAGCUAGUGAAAUUAAAGAUGUAGAAGAUAAUGAAAAUAUUCAUAAAUUUCACGACCAGGAACACAGCAUAUCCAUUACCGACUUAGACUCUGAUAGUAGCAGUAUCAUCAGUGAUAAAGAUGAUAAUCCUGUGACAAAUGAAAAUAUUGCAAGAGAGGAUAUAACAAAUGACAAUAUAGAAUAUGGAGACCCCAACACUUCAAGAGGUUUAGCAUUUCGCGGGAAUAAUCAAAUAAUUGGCGACAAUCACAAUGGAAAUUAUUUGGGAUGUUUAGAACUAAUUUCAAAUUUCGAUCCGUUUUUACAUGGAUAUUCGAAAAAUUAUGGAAAUAAAGGGAAAGGUAAUGUUUCGUACUUGUCCGAUACUGUGAGCGAUGAAUUUAUAGAAGUCAUGGGUAAUCAUGUAAGGAAAUUAAUUAUAAUGGAAUUAAAAAAAGCGAAAUAUUAUUCGAUUAUUAUUGAUUCGACGCCAGAUAUUGCACACUUAGACCAACUAACAUUUGUAGUAAGAUAUGUGGACCCUAGCGGAAGUGCUGUAGAGAGAUUUUUAAUGUUUAUAGAAAAUGUCGGCCACAAAAGUUCUGCUAUGGAAGAUGCCAUUUUGAACGUAAUGGAUGUUUUAGAAAUCAAUUUAAAUGAUUGUAGAGGGCAAUCUUAUGAUAAUGCGGCAAAUAUGUCCAGGGCUUAUUCGGGGCUUCAGUCACGCAUACAUGCAAGAAAUGAUUUGACUAUUUAUGUGCCUUGUGCAGCACAUUCACUGAAUUUAAUUGGUGAAUGUGCGGCAGAAUGCUAUAAAGAUCAACUUCUUCUUGAUGGUUUUCGUUAUCGUCGUGCAAAUAAAAGUCAAGUUACGUGGCGUUGUGUUAAAAAUAAUUGUUCUGGCCGUGUAACUUUUGAUGGUACACAAUAUAUUAAAUAA
This is a messenger RNA of Didymodactylos carnosus, 1146 nucleotides long. The record is from the annotation of a GenBank genome assembly. Lineage: Eukaryota; Metazoa; Rotifera; Eurotatoria; Philodinida; Philodinidae.